GCCACUGUAGAGCGAGACCAGCUACAGAAUAGUCUAAAUACCAGGACCACCGAGAGAGACCAGCUACAAAAUAGUCUACAUUUCAGGACCACAGAGAGAGACCAGCUACAGAAUAUUCUAAAUACCAGGACCACAGAGAGAGACCAGCUACAGAAUAUUCUAAAUACCAGGACCACAGAGAGAGAUCAGCUACAGAAUAGUCUAAAUACCAGGACCACUGAGAGAGACCAGUUAAAAACCAGGCUUGGGUCCUAUGGUGAGUGCAGUCUUUUAUUUUCUUAAUUUACAAGUAUCAUUUUAUUUCAUACUUAUAAGAGAUGUAAUUUAUUUGUAGACUUUGAAAUGCCUGCUGUUCUAUUUCAUUUAUUUCAGAGAAACCCUGUCUGAAUGAAUGGUGGAAGUUUGGCACCAGCUGUUAUUAUGUCUCCUCCACGAGGGACUCUGCCGGGGACGGUCAGCAGCAGUGCAGAGCAAUGGGUGGAGAGUUGGUUGUUAUAAACAGCAGAGAAGAACAGGUAUAAGAGAAUACAUUAGUAAUGCUAUAAUACUACUGUUUCUUUAUUAUUAUUAUUAUUAUUAUUAUAAUUAUUAAUCAUUAUCUACAUCUCUGAUUAGUAUUCAAUAUGUAAAUAAUUGUAUCACCAAUGUUCAUGUCACUGUCAAUUUAUAGAAUAUACUUCCUGCCAGCAAAGCAAGUUUGCAUGAGAUUAUAUCUAUACCUAUACUAUAGUACAGUGGGGAAAAAAAGUAUUUAGUCAGCCACCAAUUGUGCAUGUUCUCCCACUUAAGAAGAUGAGAGAGGCCUGUAAUUUUCAUCAUAGGUACACGUCAACUAUGACAGACAAAUUGAGGAAAAAAAAUCCAGAAAAUCACAUUAUAGGAUUUUUAAUGAAUUUAUUUGCAAAUUAUGGUGGAAAAUAAGUAUUUGGUCACCUACAAACAAGCAAGAUUUCUGGCUCUCACAGACCUGUAACUUCUUCUUUAAGAGGCUCCUCUGUCCUCCACUCGUUACCUGUAUUAAUGGCACCUGUUUGAACUUGUUAUCAGUAUAAAAGACACCUGUCCACAACCUCAAACAGUCACACUCCAAACUCCACUAUGGCCAAGACCAACGAGCUGUCAAAGGACACCAGAAACAAAAUUGUAGACCUGCACCAGGCUGGGAAGACUGAAUCUGAAAUAGGUAAGCAGCUUGGUUUGAAGAAAUCAACUGUGGGAGCAAUUAUUAGGAAAUGGAAGACAUACAAGACCACUGAUAAUCUCCCUCGAUCUGGGGCUCCACGCAAGAUCUCACCCCGUGGGGUCAAAAUGAUCACAAGAACGGUGAGCAAAAAUCCCAGAACCACACGGGGGGACCUAGUGAAUGACCUGCAGAGAGCUGGGACCAAAGUAACAAAGCCUACCAUCAGUAACACACUACGCCGCCAGGGACUCAAAUCCUGCAGUGUCAGACGUGUCCCCCUGCUUAAGCCAGUACAUGUCCAGGCCCGUCUGAAGUUUGCUAGAGUGCAUUUGGAUGAUCCAGAAGAGGAUUGGGAGAAUAUCAUAUGGUCAGAUGAAACCAAAAUAUAACUUAUGGUAAAAACUCAACUCGUCGUGUUUGGAGGACAAAGAAUGCUGAGUUGCAUCCAAAGAACACCAUACCUACUGUGAAGCAUGGGGGUGGAAACAUCAUGCUUUGGGGCUGUUUUUCUGCAAAGGGACCAGGACGACUGAUCCGUGUAAAGGAAAGAAUGAAUGGGGCCAUGUAUCGUGAGAUUUUGAGUGAAAACCUCCUUCCAUCAGCAAGGGCAUUGAAGAUGAAACGUGGCUGGGUCUUUCAGCAUGACAAUGAUCCCAAACACACCGCCCGGGCAACGAAGGAGUGGCUUCGUAAGAAGCAUUUCAAGGUCCCAGAGUGGCCUAGCCAGUCUCCAGAUCUCAACCCCAUAGAAAAUCUUUGGAGGGAGUUGAAAGUCCAUGUUGCCCAGCGACAGCCCCAAAACAUCACUGCUCUAGAGGAGAUCUGCAUGGAGGAAUGGGCCAAAAUACCAGCAACAGUGUGUGAAAACCUUGUGAAGACUUACAGAAAACGUUUGACCUGUGUCAUUGCCAACAAAGGGUAUAUAACAAAGUAUUGAGAAACUUUUGUUAUUGACCAAAUACUUAUUUUCCACCAUCAUUUGCAAAUAAAUUAAUUUAAAAUCCUACAAUGUGAUUUUCUGGAUUUUUUUUCUCCUUUUGUCUAUCAUAGUUGACAUGUACCUAUGAUGAAAAUUACAGGCCUCUCUCAUCUUUUUAAGUGGGAGAACUUGCACAAUUGGUGGCUGACUAAAUACUUUUUUUCCCCACUGUAUAGCAGCUGAGGCUGCAACCUGAUCUCAUAGUUUCACUUCGACAUUCGACGUAAUCUGAAUGAAAGUCUAUUUUUGACGCAUUCAUUCCAUGUGGUUACAGGGUUAAUUCUGUGAGGUUACAGGGUUCAAACAGAAACAACUCAAAGGGUUAUGGUUAGGGGUUAACGUUAGGGCAAUGGGUUGGGGAAGGCUUCAAACAGAAAUGAUUAAAAACAACGCUCUGUUUCCAUCAAGUACUCUCCCUCUUGCCUGAGCAUUGUGAACUGCCGUGGUGCAGUCGUCAGAGCAGAUUGGUCUGUGAGGUGUGAGCACGCUUCCCCUCCAAUCGUCCUGAGUUUUCACCAGUGCUCGGCAACAUUUUUGUAUUUUUUUGUGUGCGCUGAGGAAGGCAUAUAUCAAAGUACUUAGGACCUUUUCAAACAUCCUAAAUCCCCUUGUAUUUCUAUUGACCAGGCUCAGUACAUUAUACUACUACUACUACUACUAUUAGACUACUACUACUAUUAUUAUUUAUAAAAAUGUAAAACUGUUUCUCUGCUGUGGAGAUUAAAUAAUGGUCAUUGUUUUUCUUCCAAAAUGAUAUUAUAGAUAUUUAUCCAUGGAUUAAAGAAGAAUGUCUGGAUUGGUGCACAUAAAGAUUACGGAAUCUGGAAGUGGGUUGACGACACAGCAUUUAAACCUACGUAAGUGAACAGGUUCUGGAGGACUUUUUUUCUGUUGUAAUAAAUUACUUUUUACAGUCUGAUAAUCUUGUCCUCAGCCAGCUGUCUCUCUCACUCUCUGUCGAAUGGUAGCAAUUGAGCCUGGAGACUAGGUUAACCGUCUGAUUCUCUAUUUUCUAUUGGAUGAUAUUAAACUCUGAUUCUCUGUGUUGUUUAUAGCUAUUGGAUGGAAGGGGAACCAAGUAACUUGAAUGACGAGGUGACUUGUAUUGAGAUCUCACAGACGGCAUCAGACCCAUUGAAGAGUUGGAAGGGUGGAAUAUGUACUUUAAAUUACUGGGUGUGUGAAAAACCAUUCACACCGUAGUCUAAUUAUAAUCACUAAUGUAAGCCCCUAUCUUAUGGAGUUGCACUGGUUUUCCCUUUGUUAGGCUUAACGUGUUUCUAUGUGUAUCUAUAUUGAAAUAUGCAUUUGAUGUCUUUAAAGAGACCAGGGCUAUGUGGAGUUUGUCCACCAUUCAUCAGGCCCAGGGGAGUGGAACUGUGGUCUAGUAGGCUCUAACUGUGGU
This is a messenger RNA of Coregonus sp. 'balchen', 3567 nucleotides long. The record is from the annotation of a GenBank genome assembly. Lineage: Eukaryota; Metazoa; Chordata; Actinopteri; Salmoniformes; Salmonidae.